Acanthopagrus latus (yellowfin seabream) is the source of this 2426-nucleotide messenger RNA. Its product is annotated as arginyl-tRNA--protein transferase 1. NCBI's taxonomy places the organism in Eukaryota, Metazoa, Chordata, Actinopteri, Spariformes, Sparidae. The transcript has 13 exons. Gene Ontology annotation, biological process: protein arginylation. The coding region runs from base 95 to 1735 and encodes 546 amino acids. Gene Ontology annotation, cellular component: cytoplasm. The record is from RefSeq and is a predicted model, not a curated record. Gene Ontology annotation, molecular function: arginyl-tRNA--protein transferase activity.
GACGCGUUGGGUGUGGGCGGGGUUUGAGAGCGCUGCCCGGACACCGGGCGAACCUGAGGCGAACUCUCAGCUGUCAUCUGUCUCGAUACCAAAGAUGGCAGGAAACAAGUCCUACACUAUAGUAGAAUAUUUCGGCGGGGAUGACGGUUACCGCUGUGGCUACUGUAAAAAUGAAAAGGGAAACUUUUCUCAUGGGAUGUGGUCUCACACCAUGACUGUACAGGACUACCAAGACCUCAUAGACCGAGGCUGGAGAAGAAGUGGGAAAUAUGUUUAUAAGCCCAUAAUGAACAAGACAUGCUGUCCGCAGUAUACCAUCAGAUGUCACGCACUGAAAUUCCAGCCUUCCAAAUCCCACAAAAAAAUCCUGAAGAAAAUAAGCAAAUUCAUUUCCAAAGGGGAAUUACCAAAAGGACAGGAUGAUGGGGAGCCAAUGGACUCUGUGUGUGAAGAAGCAGGCCCACGGGAACCAGAUAAAGUCUGUCAGUCAGAAGUGAAGUGUGCUGCUAGCAUAGACAUUCAGAAGGAAGUAGCAGAGUGUCCGGAUAUUGCAGAAGUUCAGAAGGAAGUAGAAGACGCUGGACCUGCCGACUCGGAAGCAUCAAGAAAGGAACCAGUGUCUGUGACAGAUGUGAGAACAACAGCCACAGCUCCUAAACCAGGAGUGGGAGCAGAUGCUAGCAGGCCACCAUGUCGGAAGGCAAAAGACCUGAGGAAAGAGCGGCGUCUUCAGAAAGAACAGAUGAGACAAGACGCGGAUGGGGUCUCUUCUUCACCCUCUCCUGCCCAGACCAACCAACCCAAACCAUUGGAAGAUUUCAUCAGUGAGUCUUUGCCUGACAACUCUUCUCAUUGCCUUGAGGUGAGGCUAGUGCGCUCCAAUCCCCCUUGCCCGCAGUUCAAAGCCUCUUUCGAAGCCUCCUACCAGGUGUACAAACUCUACCAGAUGGCCAUUCACAAGGACCCUCCUGACAAACCCUCCGAGAGCCAGGUGAGGCUAGUGCCAGUCAGCUUGGAGGACCCUCAAUUCGCAGUGACCUAUGAGCAGUCGGCGGCGCUGUACGCCCGCUACCAGAUGGCCAUUCAUGGUGAUGACCCCAGCGAAUGUAGUGAGAGCGAGUUCCGGAGAUUUCUCUGUGAUUCGCCACUAGAGGCCGAAUAUUCUCCAGAUGGGCCUGAGAUGGGCUACGGCUCCUUCCACCAGCAGUACUGGCUGGACGGGCGUAUUGUGGCGGUGGGGGUGAUCGACAUCCUGCCUACCUGUGUGUCCUCUGUCUACCUGUACUACCACCCAGACUUUGCCUCGCUGUCUCUGGGCUCCUACUCUGCUCUCAGGGAGAUCGCUUUCACCAGGCAGCUGCAGAAACAGUCCCCCAAGCUGUCCUACUACUACCUGGGCUUCUACAUUCACUCCUGUCCCAAGAUGCGGUACAAGGGACAGUACCGGCCUUCAGACCUCCUGUGCCCAGAAACCUUUGUCUGGGUUCCAAUAGAGCGAUGCGUACCCCACCUUGAGAACUCCCGCUACGCUCGUUUCAACCAGGAUCCUGACGCAGGAGACGCUCGGGUGCUGAAGGACGUGGGCAGAGCUCUGGUGCUAUACAGAAGGACCGUCAUGCCCUACGCGGCCUACACCCGCAAACGCAGAGGCCCCGCCGACGAGACGGAGGUGCAGCAGUACGCCGGCUUGGUCGGCCAGGACUGUGCAGAAAGGAUUUUGCUGUACCGCGCCUGAACACGCAGCGUCACACCACUGCACCUUUUUAGCAUACGUAAAAACACACUUCCCAGCAAUGUAUGCCAGUUUCUGUAUUUCCAUGUGUCGCCUCACUGUGAAAGUGCUUUCUGCUGCUUCUCCCAGUAGUCUCACCAUGCUUAGGCUGGAAAAAUGCAGUAGCCACUCACUAUCUACUGUAUGUGUGUAUGUCACCUAUCGGCCUCGUUCAUCAGACAUGUCUUGUUCACGUUUGUUUUAUGAGUUAAAGUUUCUUCAUCCCCUUUUUGUUUGAUUUGCCUCCCCAACAGGGACCGGUCCACUGAAUGUUAUCAGUGCUAUCAUGUAUUCUUCGCUUUGAUUUCUUUUUCAUUCUUAAGCCCUCGUGCUUCAUGAUGUUGUCAAAGAGCGUCCAGCUACACACAGGGUACAGCUCUCCACUUACCUCACACCAGCUUGUGUCGUGUCGCCACUUGACGAACGUGUUCUCCUUUGAAUGUCCAGUGAUUUGGAAGGUGGUUUUCAGUUGCUUGCAUUAAAUACCAAAACUUCAAGCUGACUCAUACUUCACCACAACAUUGCAAAGACUUUUAUCACUGGGUUUAAUUGAAGCAAAUAACUUACUGUCUUCAGUGUUUUUGUCUGUUAUAUUUAUAGCUUUAUUUGCUCUUUUCUUAAACUGAAUAAAUGGGUUGUAUAUUCCCUGCUUGGA